This is a messenger RNA of Aphanomyces astaci, 1414 nucleotides long. RefSeq lists its product as hypothetical. Bases 233 to 1213 code for a protein of 326 amino acids. NCBI's taxonomy places the organism in Eukaryota, Oomycota, Saprolegniomycetes, Saprolegniales, Verrucalvaceae. The record is from RefSeq and is a predicted model, not a curated record. The transcript has a single exon.
CGGCAGUCAGAGAAGGCGACCUUCAGAGGUCUCUGCAACUCAGCGCCGGCAACAUGCUCGGCAUCUGGUCGUGCUCGUUCCGCAAUGGCUCGAGUACAGCGUCAAGCUGUUUGCCAUCACAGAGCACGUUGUGUGUGAGUUGUUGUAAGUGACUUUGCCCCCCUUGGACUUGGAGAUUCUCCAAGCGUACGCCCCCAUCGCGACCACCUUUUGCUGCAUACAGCUCACCGCAAUGCAUGCUGACUUGUUGGUUUCGUUAACAUGUCGUUGCAGUCCCCGUGUAGUCGUCACGCCCGGGCCAGCGUUAGCACCUGUCAAACGAGCCGCAUCAACGUCGCCACCCUGCUUCCCCUCAAGGGAUCCCCUCUUCCACCCAACCACACGGGUUCGCCACCUUGACGACAGUAUGGGGACCCGGUUCAACGUCGUCGCAAUUGCAGGCCAGUCGUACCAAGCCAUGCGAGUGUCCAACACCGUGCCCGACCAAGGGUUUGUCACACUAUUUGGGGGCGUUGUGAUCGUGCGUGCACUGGUUGGUCUCCUCGUGACUCUUGGGUUUCGCCUUGGGUCGUUCGAUCUGGAUGAAUACAUUGUUCAGCUCUGCCCUGUCUACGUUUCUCCCCUUCCUGUACAUCAAGUCAGGUCGACCGUGUUUCCCAUUGAAAUCACAAGGUGCAAUAUGCCGUUUGGCCUGUCACCAACUGGCGUGUUGCGCACCGCUGGCCUCCCCCCGUCACUGCGCGCCAUGUACCUUGAGUCGAACCCGAUCAACACGCUACAGGACGCCGAGUGGACGUGCUUGGUGCAGUGGUUUGUCGUCAAUUCCACCGAGUCAGUGGACAUGGAAGCGUUCGUGGCCUUGACCGACUUUAUCGAUCUGUCCUUUCGAAGCGGACCUUUGGGGCGGUGGAGUGCGGCGCAGUGGACAACGUUUCAGCGCAUGCCGAACCCGUUUCGGCUGCUGGAUUUGGCCACCAACGGGUUGACCAUCGACCCGUGGCUCCUCGCGCAUUCCCAAGGCGUUCUCGACGUGUCGUCUAACCCGAUUGCCGCGGUGCCCGAGGCGCUGACGCCGCUGCUGACCACGGACGACGUCGUUGUGGACAACACUAUGUACUGCAAUAUGACCAACCAUUCAAUGUUAUGUCAUGCUAGAGCGUGUGCACUGCUAGCACUGCCAGUGGAAUUGGUGGGCAACCGCCGACGUCACUAGGUGUGCUUUAAUGCAGCGUGCGCUUAUGACGGACAUGUCUCCGACGCGUAUGGCUUGGACAAGGCCAAUCAAUGUGUACAUAAAUAGUCGUAAACGAUGUAGCCACCACGGCUUGCAAGGCGCGACACGAUUGCCUUAAGGCACUGCGAAACAACACACUACGCUUAAGUGGAACCUUCGUGACUUGCAUCCGAGGCUCAG